This is a messenger RNA of Suillus clintonianus, 564 nucleotides long. RefSeq lists its product as uncharacterized. The transcript is spliced from 8 exons. NCBI's taxonomy places the organism in Eukaryota, Fungi, Basidiomycota, Agaricomycetes, Boletales, Suillaceae. The coding region runs from base 1 to 564 and encodes 187 amino acids. The record is from RefSeq and is a predicted model, not a curated record.
AUGGCCACACUGACUAGCUUUAACAGAAAAGUGAUUUCUGUGGUUAGCAAACCUCAAAAUCGCCAGAGGAUCAAGACACUGACUAGUGUUGACGAAGGGCUCGAGCUCGACAAUGAACACACUAACUUCCUAUUUGAUGACACGGAUGAGUGGAUCAUUGGGCGUGAACGGAUGCAUUGUAAAGAGACGUCACGCUUGGUCGCAUUCACUGCUGUGGAAGGCAUAUUCUUGGGCUCUGAGUCCCUUUGUGUCCAUAUUCUGGCUCAAGGAACACGGUCUCAUGCCUGGUCUUAUGUUCUCCAACGAGCUUAUCGGCUCCACCUCAAGCAUCGCCUGCACCCUCAAGUGACUGUCUUGCAGCAUGCAGAUUUUGUCAUAUGGCGCCGCAAUUACACACAGCCAGCAAUGAAAAACAUAAUUCUGCAAAUUUCGCAUGGGAGCUUUUCCCUGAUGCAUGUCGUGCGAGCAAUUGCUUGGGUCAAGGUUGAACAACUCGGAGCUUGUGCCCGGAAGGCUGUUCGCCUGUUCCUAAUGCGUACAAGAUCAACUACCGGGGGCUACUAG